Equus quagga is the source of this 2422-nucleotide messenger RNA. RefSeq names its product fibroblast growth factor receptor like 1 (gene FGFRL1). Gene Ontology annotation, cellular component: plasma membrane. The transcript has 7 exons. NCBI's taxonomy places the organism in Eukaryota, Metazoa, Chordata, Mammalia, Perissodactyla, Equidae. Gene Ontology annotation, molecular function: fibroblast growth factor receptor activity; fibroblast growth factor binding. The coding region runs from base 48 to 1568 and encodes 506 amino acids. The record is from RefSeq and is a predicted model, not a curated record.
CUGAGCCCCGCCGCCCGCCAGCCCCGCCGAGGUCCGGACAGGCCGAGAUGACGCCGAGCCCCGCGUUGCUGCUGCUGCUGCCGCCGCUGCUGCUGGGGGCCCUCCCUCUGGCCGCCGCCGCCCGAGGCCCCCCGAGGAUGGCGGACAAGGUGGUCCCACGGCAGGUGGCCCGGCUGGGCCGCACCGUGCGCCUGCAGUGCCCUGUGGAGGGGGACCCGCCGCCACUGACCAUGUGGACCAAGGACGGCCGCACGAUCCACGGUGGCUGGAGUCGCUUCCGUGUGCUGCCCCAGGGGCUGAAGGUGAAGGAGGUGGAGCGGGAGGACGCCGGUGCCUACGUGUGUAAGGCCACCAAUGGCUUUGGCAGCCUCAGUGUCAACUACACCCUCAUUGUGAUGGAUGACACCAGCCCAGGGAGGGAGAGCCCGGGGCGUGACGGCUCCUCCGGGGGCCAGGAGGACCCCGCCAGCAAGCAGUGGGCGCGGCCCCGCUUCACGCAGCCCUCCAAGAUGCGGCGCCGGGUGAUCGCCCGGCCCGUGGGCAGCUCCGUGCGGCUCAAGUGCGUGGCCAGUGGGCACCCACGACCCGACAUCAUGUGGAUGAAGGAUGACCAGGCCCUGACGCGCCCAGAGGCCGGUGAGCACAGGAAGAAGAAGUGGACGCUGAGCCUGAAGAACCUGCGCCCUGAGGACAGCGGCAAGUACACGUGCCGCGUGUCGAACCGCGCGGGCGCCAUCAACGCCACCUACAAGGUGGACGUGAUCCAGCGGACGCGCUCCAAGCCUGUGCUCACGGGCACGCACCCCGUGAACACGACAGUGGACUUCGGGGGCACGACGUCCUUCCAGUGCAAAGUGCGCAGUGACGUGAAGCCGGUGAUCCAGUGGCUGAAGCGUGUGGAGUACGGCGCCGAGGGCCGCUACAACUCCACCAUCGACGUGGGUGGCCAGAAGUUCGUUGUGCUGCCCACCGGCGAUGUGUGGUCGCGGCCCGAUGGCUCCUACCUCAACAAGCUGCUCAUCACCCGUGCCCGCCAGGAUGACGCGGGCAUGUACAUCUGUCUGGGCGCGAACACCAUGGGCUACAGUUUCCGCAGCGCCUUCCUCACUGUGCUGCCAGACCCAAAGCCGCCAGGGCCACCGGUAGCCCCCUCGUCCUCGUCCACCAGCCUGCCGUGGCCAGUGGUCAUUGGCAUCCCAGCCGGCGCUGUCUUCAUCCUGGGCACCGUGCUCCUGUGGCUCUGCCAGGCUAAGAAGAAGCCGUGCGCACCCACACCGGCUCCUCCCGUGCCCGCACAUCGCCCGCCCGCCCCUGCCCGAGACCGCAGUGGGGAUAAGGACCUGUGUGCAGCGGCUGCCCUGGGCACCAGCCCUGGCGUGGGGCUGUGUGAGGAGCUUGGGCCCCUGGUGGCCCCCCAGCACCUGCUGGGCCCGGGCUCGGCUACUGGCCCCAAGCUUUACCCCAAACUCUACACAGAUGUGCACACACACACGCACACGCACUCACACACGCACUCACACGUGGAGGGCAAGAUCCACCAGCACCAGCACAUCCACUACCAGUGCUAGAUGGUGCUGCCUGUCGGGGUGCCGGCCCACCGGAGCUCAGGGCCGCAGGGUGGACACGCGGAGGCCAAAGAGGGCAGGCGGGUGGGGCAGAGGGGCACGGAGGGAGAUGGACAAAGGCGAGAGGCAAGGCCGGCACCCUGGGCGCCCUGUGUGAGGCACACACACACAGACACACAGACACACAGACACACACGCUCAGGCCAAGCACCUCUGGGAAGGUCUGCAUUUGUAACUUUGCAGUGCGCAUGUAGCGAUGGUGGGCUGGUAGAUGAAGGAGCACCACGGCCCCGUGAGGAGGAUCUCGUGGGGGCCACGUCACCCCCCGGCCUGGCAGAUCGGAGAGGCACCCUGGCUUUGCAAACCAAAAACCCCAACCCCUGCGCCACGCCUGCCUGUGUCCCCGUCCAGACCUCGGCAGGCGGGUGGCUAUUUUUGCCACCACCUGUCCUGGGUGCCCAGGAGUCCACCAGUACCCUGGGCUGGGGGGGGUUGGACGUAGCAGUCCCAGGCCCUGUCCUGAGAGGCCGGAGCCCGCCGAAGGGUGACUUCCAACCCCCUCACCCCCGGCCUCCCACUGCCAGAGAGAAGGGGCCCUUGAUAUUUAUAUUUAAGAAAUUAAGAUAAUAAUAUUAAUAAUGAUGAAAGGAGGGCCGGGCUGCAGAGACCUGGCUUCUCCUGGGGCCCAGGACCUACCUGGCCUUGUGGCCAUGCUGGAUGUCCACCUCGGGCUGGGCGCCUGUCACUCCACUGCCUGUGGUGGGCCCAGACCUCUGUAAUUUUAUAGAGUUUGAGCUGAAGCUUCGUAUAUUUAAUUUAUUUUGUUAAACAAGAAAAUGUGCAUCCUUUUCCCCUAA